UCCCUGCUGCAGAGUGUGUUGCUCUGCCCUCUGCAUGGGUAAGACUACACGCUAGGUUAAGCACCAAAUUGGGUAACUGUCCAGCGACAGCACCUGCUGGAAAUGAUCAUCCCAAUCUGGACAGAGACUGGGACUGCUUUGAUAACAACAAACACUUUGGCCGGCAAUCGAUCCAAGACAGGACUUUUGGACUUAUAAUGACGACUGUGAAAGACAAGGCAAAAGAAUAUCCAACUGUGAAGGACCUGCAGAAGGUUCUGGAUGCUUGUAAGCUGCACCUCAACCAAAUUGAUGAAGUAUGGCCAAAUAUAUACAUAGGAAACGUGGCAGUAGCCCAAAACAAGGCUGUCCUGCUGAAUUUAGGCAUAACUCAUGUGUUAAAUGCUGCUCACUCCAAGCAAGGCAGCCCAGGGAACCAAAGCUUUUAUGGCAACGACUUUGUGUAUUUUGGCAUUCCAGCAGAUGACUCAACGCACUUUGAUCUGGACGUCUACUUCCAGCCCGCUGCGGAUUUCAUUCACAAAGCUCUGAAGUCACCUGGUGGGAAGGUUUUGGUGCACUGCAUCAUGGGAAUGAGCCGCUCGUCGACUUUGGUGCUGGCCUACCUCAUGAUCUACCAUCACCUCCCGCUCAAACAGGCCCUGCAGAAAGUGGUCCAGAAAAGGGCCAUUUAUCCCAACAGGAAUUUCCUGGCUUUGCUGCUGGAUCUAGAUCUUCAGAUGACAAGAAAAAAGAAAACCUGCCACAUACUGUAGACUUUCGUAGCCUUACUGCGUUUUAGUCAUGCGUCAAGUAUUCCAGCAGUCUGUUGAUCCAGCAGUCUGGACUGCGAGUUUUCUUCAGAAAAAAUGUUUUUGGCUCGGCAGGUCACAGAUUUUUGGAGACAUUCAGGUGACAGUAUGUUAGCAUUUAAGCUGCAAAGAGAAUCUGUGUACACAUUUGCGCUUCCAAAAAUCGUAUUCAUCAGACUAUUGUUUCCCAGACCCACGAUUAAUCUUUUGUCAUGUUAAUCAAUGACUUAAGAAUUCAGAUUCUACCAAAAAUCUAAAUAUCACUAAAUUUCACUCUCUGUAACAGACCUGCAGAGCAAUAGUACAAUAUCAGUACAGCUGUACUUCUAAGUGGAUGGGACGUUUUGUGCCUUUGUGUACUUCACCCAUUAUUCAGCAAUUUACUUCUCAAGUGGUGAAGUAUUUUCAUGAAUUAUUGAGAUAAAUGGUCCAAAAAAUAUUGGUCCAAAUGUUUGGAGGGUGAGAACACAGUUUUGUUCAACCAAAACUACAAAAGUGCAAAACAACAAACACCCAUCUUUGGAUGUUUAAGGGUUUUCUACCUCUCUUUUCUGAUUUCUUUUUAUGUUCUGUCUUGUAAUGUUGAGGUUUUUACAACUGUGUGUGCUAUUUUGUCAAAUAUGAAGUUAUUGAUGAACUUUUGAGCAGAUUUGUUUUGUUCAGUUUCAGCAACAAGUUUUGAGUUAUAUACUGCAAAAAAAUACCCACAGCGCAAUGUUGUUCUCCCCAGACAAAUCACCAUGAAAAUAUGGAAAAAAGUUAUGUUACGGUUUCUCUUGUUCCCCUGGAAACUAUAUUAGGUCAUGAGGUUUAAUCAUGACCUAAUAUGAUUAAAGUUGGAUUAUUGCAGUAAAAGAAAAAAACAAAACACUAAACCUUCAGUGAUAUCAUUGACUAUAACUAGUUUUGAUUAUUGAUAUUUCUAGGCAAGUAUUUGUCAUAAAAUAUGGACAUAAUUGUCACAAAAUACAAAAAUCAAACAUAUUGUAAAUGAUAUUGAUAUUUUCUACUUUAAUUGCAAUCACGGCAUUCAUGCUUUGAUGUCCAUUUUCCUUAAUUUAUGAACAUUUGAUGAAGAAACCGUUUGUGUUUUGAUUUUGGAUGAAAUCUAAAAAGUCCAAAUGUCUUGUUGGUUAGUGAUACAGAAGAUGAUAGCUAUUAUUUACAAGCAGUUACUCAUAUUUCAAUCAUUCUCAUAAGAGAAAAAGGACCAAAUGAAUCAUAACCAUGCUGAACAAGAAUUGUUUACUUUAGCUUCUUCAUCUCUGGAAAAGAGAGAAUAAUUCAACAACAUCUGUCCAACACAUCACAGCGUGAAUUUCCUUUGUUGUAUUUAUCAUAGCGGCUGAGUUGAUCACUGCUGUGCAUCAAAAGGCAUCAGUUCCUUUGACGGUCUCUGAACUCAUCUGUAAGAAUCUGAGUUACAAAAAAGGUAUGAACAAAAUCUCUAUAGUCACGGUUUCUAAAUGUUAUGUACUUUAUUCCUAGAAAGCACUAGCACAAUUCAACACAAAACUUGUUAAAAUUAAAUAUCAAUGCCAUUCAGAACUUGGAUAAACAGAUAUCAAAUAACAGUGAAUAAUGACAUUUUUCAUUUCAUUUUGUCAAGACAUCUCUUUCUAUACAUAUAAAAAAUUGCGAGAAAAAAAAAGAAUAAAUUCUUAAAAAAAAUAAAUACA
Molecule: messenger RNA, 2470 nt
Organism: Poeciliopsis prolifica (blackstripe livebearer)
Lineage: Eukaryota; Metazoa; Chordata; Actinopteri; Cyprinodontiformes; Poeciliidae
Product: dual specificity protein phosphatase 13-like
Exons: 3
Coding region: 198-755 (185 amino acids)
Biological process (GO): protein dephosphorylation; negative regulation of MAPK cascade
Cellular component (GO): cytoplasm
Molecular function (GO): protein tyrosine/serine/threonine phosphatase activity; MAP kinase phosphatase activity
Source: RefSeq, a predicted model, not a curated record